Momordica charantia (bitter melon) is the source of this 1424-nucleotide messenger RNA. RefSeq names its product Protein prenylyltransferase superfamily protein. The record is from RefSeq and is a predicted model, not a curated record. Gene Ontology annotation, molecular function: protein binding. NCBI's taxonomy places the organism in Eukaryota, Viridiplantae, Streptophyta, Magnoliopsida, Cucurbitales, Cucurbitaceae.
UUGGAUUAGACCCACGGAACCAAAAUCAUCAAAAGCCAAAAGGAAGCGAACCCGACCCGAUUUCCGUAGUGCGAUCCAAGUCAAAUUCCCUCUCUAGUCUCUUCACUCCAUUCCAGCUACUAGAUCCAACAGCCGGCCGGCGAGGGAACUGGGCCGAGAGGGUGGGUGCAGUUUCUUUAUAAUUCUCGAUCCGAAAUUCUCGGCCAGUCUCCGAAGAUGGUGAGUAAAGCAGAGGAGGCCGAGUUGAAUCGACUCGAGAACCAGGUCGACAAUGGAGGUGGCGGCGCUUGGGAGUAUCUCUGCCUCGUCAGGAAGCUCAAGGUUCGCCGUUCUGACAAGGUCUUAAAGCAUGGAUUGUCGAUCCUGAACGACUCCAGAAAGCGAUCCGGUCUCGGCCAAGAGGAAUGGACCCUGUACGAACAGGUAGCUAUUGCAGCACUGGACUGCCAUGCUAUAGAUGUUGCAAAGGAUUGCAUAAAGGUUCUUCAGAAGAAGUUUCCACAGAGUAAAAGAGUUGGGAGGCUGGAGGCUAUGUUGCUUGAAGCAAAGGGAUUGUGGGCUGAGGCGGAAAAAGCUUACGCUAGCCUUUUAGAGGAAAAUCCAUUUGAUCAAGUAGUACAUAAAAGGAGAGUUUCUCUGGCAAAGGCACAAGGAAACAUUGCUGUGGCUAUUGAGUGGCUCAACAAAUAUCUUGAAACAUUUAUGGCGGAUCAUGAUGCCUGGAGAGAACUGGCUGAUUUAUAUAUCUCUCUCCAAAUGUACAAGCAAGCAGUUUUUUGCUAUGAGGAGCUGAUAUUAUCUCAACCCACAGUUCCUUUAUAUCACUUAGCUUAUGCAGAUGUACUUUACACACUAGGCAGCGUAGAAAACCUUCAGACAGCGAAGAAAUACUAUGCAUCUACUAUAGAAUUGACUGGGGGCAAAAAUACCAGAGCCCUGUUUGGCAUUUGCUUGUGUACAUCUGCCAUUGCACAACUGACGAGAGGUAGAAACAAGGAAGACAAGGAGGGUCCAGAGUUACAGUCUUUAGCAGCAACAGCCUUGGAAAAAGAUUACAAGCAAAGAGCUCCACAGAAGCUUUCUCUGCUUUCUUCUGUAUUGAAGAGCUUGAAAGUUUCCCCAUAACUUUCCUCCUUUGGACUGAAGCUCUCUCUCUCUCUUUCACUUUCUCUCUCUAGGAUGGACUGGUGGCAGGAGGCUGAUUAGCAUUUAGCAACUAAUAGUUGAUAUCAAUUCAUUUCCUUGUGAUUUUUCCCUAAGAUGAAAUUUUUUUCUGUUUCCAUAAAAUCCUAAAUAUGGGAAGUGAUGUAUUUUUUUUCUUUUUAGUAUAAUUUUAAGGGUGACAGAGCUAAAAUAGGUAUAAAAAAAGACAUCUUAUUCUUCUUUCACUAUUAUUGCAGAUGAUAAAAAAAUGAUCUUUCUUC